GCCACCCGCCGAAGCCGAACCGGCGCCUGGCCCCUCAUCCCCGCCGGUCCCCACUGGCGGCUGCUGCCCGACUCCCCGAGGCCCAGGGUCGCGAGCUCCCAGCCUUUUGCUCCCUCCGCUGCUAGGGGACCCGGCAGCUGCGCAGCCUCCACCGCUCUUGGCUGCGGGGACCCUGCGAACCAUGUCGGAAGAGAACGACACGGAGAAAGCCAUCAAGGAGACCUCCAUUUUGGAAGAAUACAAUAUCAAUUGGACUCAGAAGUUGGGAGCUGGAAUCAGUGGUCCAGUUAGAGUCUGUGUAAAGAAAUCUACCCAAGAACGGUUUGCACUGAAAAUCCUUCUUGAUCGUCCAAAAGCUAGAAAUGAGGUACGCCUGCACAUGAUGUGUGCCAUACACCCAAAUAUAGUUCAGAUUAUUGAAGUGUUUGCUAACAGUGUACAGUUUCCUCAUGAGUCCUGUCCCAGGGCUCGACUCUUAAUUGUAAUGGAGAUGAUGGAAGGGGGAGAGCUAUUUCACAGAAUCAGCCAGCACCGGCACUUUACAGAGAAGCAAGCCAGCCAAGUAACAAAGCAGAUAGCUCUGGCUCUACAGCACUGUCACUUGUUAAAUAUUGCGCACAGAGACCUCAAGCCUGAAAAUCUCCUUUUCAAGGAUAACUCUUUGGAUGCUCCAGUGAAGCUGUGUGAUUUUGGAUUUGCUAAAAUUGACCAAGGUGACUUGAUGACACCUCAGUUCACCCCUUAUUAUGUAGCACCUCAGGUUUUGGAGGCGCAGAGAAGGCAUCAGAAGGAGAAGUCCGGCAUCAUACCUACCUCGCCAACACCCUACACUUACAACAAGAGCUGUGACUUAUGGUCCUUGGGGGUGAUUAUCUACGUGAUGCUGUGUGGAUACCCUCCUUUUUACUCCAAACACCACAGCCGGACUAUCCCAAAGGACAUGCGGAGAAAGAUCAUGACAGGCAGUUUUGAGUUCCCAGAAGAAGAGUGGAGCCAGAUCUCAGAGAUGGCCAAAGACGUUGUGAGAAAGCUCUUGAAGGUCAAACCAGAGGAAAGACUCACCAUUGAGGGAGUAUUGGACCACCCCUGGCUCAACUCCACCGAGGCCCUGGAUAACGUGCUACCUUCUGCUCAACUGAUGAUGGAUAAGGCGGUGGUUGCAGGGAUCCAGCAGGCUCAUGCCGAACAGUUGGCCAACAUGAGAAUCCAGGAUCUGAAAGUCAGCCUCAAACCCCUGCACUCAGUGAACAACCCCAUUCUAAGGAAGAGGAAGUUACUUGGCACCAAGCCCAAGGACGGCCUUUAUAUCCAUGGCCAUGAGAAUGGAGCUGAGGAUUCAAAUGUUGCCCUGGAAAAGCUUCGAGACGUGAUUGCCCAGUGUAUUCUCCCCCAGGCUGGAGAGAAUGAAGAUGAGAAGCUGAACGAAGUAAUGCAGGAGGCCUGGAAGUAUAAUCGGGAAUGCAAACUCCUGAGGGAUACUCUGCAGAGCUUCAGCUGGAAUGGUCGUGGAUUCACAGAUAAAGUAGAUCGACUAAAACUGGCAGAAAUUGUGAAGCAAGUGAUAGAAGAGCAAACCACUUCCCAUGAAUCCCAAUAAUGACGGCUUCAAACUUUUUUUUUUUUUUUUUUUAGCAAUUUGAAAAAUUAUUCUUUAAUGUAUAAAGUAAUUUUUAUGUAAAUCAAUAAAUCAUCAUUUCAUUUCCACAUUGCUUAACAUUGCUAUAUAGAUUUAUGUACGGGAUUUACUAAUAGUAUAGUUAUUGUUUUAGAAAAGCUCAGUUUCUAGAGGCAUACUAUUAUUUUAGGACAUAUGGUCUUAUAUUUAUAAGAUGAUAGGUGGAAUUGUAUCUGUCAGUCAAGCAAGAUUAUCUUCUUUCUAAUAAAGUAAAAGAAACCACAUGCCAGGGUUAGAUAAAGAAAGGACCAACUAUACUGACCUUUCUGUGCCAUCAGUAGAUUAGCUCACAAUCAAUCACUGCAGACUGCCUGGUGGAGGUCACAGAACGCACACUUGGGUGCCUCUGCCAUGGAAGAGGAAGGAACUACUGUGCUUUCAUUUCUCUUGCUCCUAAUUCCCCAGAGAAAAGUGGCACCGUUCCUUUUUGUCAUGUUUGUUUAAAGGGUAUUGGUGUGUUUCUUAAAUCUAAUGGAAUUCACUUUGGGGUUUAUUCUUUACAUGUGUAACCAGAGCUUCCCUUUACCCUUCCCUGAGAUCCCAUUUGGUCCUCUCUGCCCCCGCAUCCUCCACUUACUCCGUCACUUGUUAAUUCCUUUCCCUAUUCUGGCCCCAAUUUUGGGAUGAUUUUCCUGAGAAAAUUGUAUAUAAUAUAAACUGGACUUUUUAACAUUAGCUUUUAAAGUGAUCCACUUUUUCCUCUGAAAGCUGCCCAUUUUUCUCUAAUGUUUCUGCCUGGAUUUCUUGAUGGCAUCCUGUGGGCUGUAUUUAUUUUCUUCAGUACCCUUCAUUUUCAGGAAGCAUAAUUCUGGCUCAGAUAGCAGUUGUUUAAUGAAAAAUAAAAAUAGAUGUGCACCUAGUUUUCUUUUGUGCACAUGGACACAAACUUUUUUUUUUAAACAUUUUUUGGUGGGUAUCUGUGUCAAUAAAUAGAAAAGCUUAUAGACAAAUUCUAGCUCACAGGACAGGGUAAGAGGAUGAGUAGUCUCAACUAUUCAGGUUUUUUUUUUUUUUUUUUUUUUAAUGUUUACUUUUUAGUUGUAGUUGGACACAAUACCUUUAUUUCACUUAUUUAUUUUUAUGUGGUGCUGAGGACCGAACCCAGGGUCUCACACGUGCGAGGCAAGCGCUCUACCGCUGAGCCACAACCCUGGUCCUUAGCUAUUCUGUUUUAUCCUGUCAGCUAUUCUCUGUAAUCAAAAUCAAUCCCACAAAGCUCACUUAUUUUUUUUUUAAUAUUUUCAGUUGUAGAUAGAUAUCUUUAUUUUUUUAUAGGGUGCUGAGAAUUGAACCCAGUGCCUCACAAGUGCUGCUAGGCAAGCACUGUACCACUGAGCCACAACCCCAGCCUGCUCACUUAUUUUCUGACUCUUAUAUUUUGCUGAGUAUGCCUUCAGGAUGACAUCUGGUCAUUGUGUCACUUAAGAGUGCAACUGAUUUGGGGAAUGUAUGAUAAAAACACCCAAGUAUAUUUUUUUUUAAUAUUUAUUUUUUAGUUAUAGUUGGACACAAUACCUUAAUUUUAUUUUUAUGUGGUGCUGAGGAUGGAACCCAGGGCCUCGCAUCUGCUAGGCGCGUGCUCUACCACUGAGCCACAACCCCAGCCCACCAAAGAAUCUUUUAAGAAUUUCUUUAUUACACUGAUUGAAUUUUAUCUUAAAGAAUAUGUAAUUCAAGGUAUUUUUUAAGGUUAAGUAAAACCUUGCAAAAAGAACUGGAUACUUUUCAAGAUAGCAAAAUCGAUCAGUUAAGCAGCAGAGAAAACCAAAAUGUUUAUUUACUACCAGAAAAUUUAGCUGAGAGUUGAAUUAAGGGCCUAUUUAGUUUUUCAGCGAAAUGCAAUCAUUUCUUGAAGUGAGGGAAAAUGCACUUAUUUCUGAGAUAUCUGAACCCCUCUAGUGUUCCUACCUGAGGGCAGGCAGGAGUUCAGUAUUCCAUGGGGAGAGGAAGACAGUAAUAUACCUUUGUUGCUCUUUCUUUAAAAGAGCCUUCUAGCAUUAACUUCUCAAAUUUUAUUAUUUGGGUAUCUUCUAAAGACUCAGGCUGAUUUUUUUCUUUUUCCUUAGAGUGUGGUCAACUUUACGCCUUGAUGUAAAAUGGCAUCCAAAAUGAUACUUCUUUUUAGUCUAAGCUUCAGUUUCUUGUGUUUUAGUCACUUCAGAUUGAAUUCAUGAGAGCUGCCUGACUCCAGACAUGUCCCAGAUGAGCACCAUGCUGGAAGUCUAUAAAACCCUGGCGGAUGCUCUAGCUGUUGUAACACAAAAGAGGGCCCUACCCUGAUUGGAGCCCCUUGAAAAAGCAGUAGGCUCCCCAGAGACUCAAUACUGUUUGGUCUUCAAAGUGUUUUGUUUGUGUAUUCCUAAGCCAGUAGUAAAUUGUGUUUUAACAUACAAAUCAGGUUUCCUGGUGAUACAAAAUCCACACAUAACUGAAAGUGAAAUCAUAUAUCUUCCUUGUAUUUCACAGACUAACACCCACCUGUGGACACUUAACAUUGUAGGAACAGUUCUUGUAAAGCUGCAGUUUACAAUCUAGAGUUUCCCCCACAUGACUUGCUGACCCUCUGCUGAUUAAGACCAUUACUCAAUUACCUUUAGACUUGAGGUAGAACGACAUCCUUAUGUUUUUCUGGCUAAUGUAUUGUAUGAUCAUAGGAGAAUGCCUGUGAGAAAUUUAUCUUUUUGAAACAUGGAAUUCUUAUUAAAAGAGCUUAUAUUGUAUCUGGGUGAGAAAAACAAGUUGAAAGAAUAGCAGGUAUUGUUGGUCAAAGAAAGUUGAAAGAUUUAAAUCAGAUCUUGUCUAUCAGUUUGUGUGUACAUGUGUAUUUACUGAGAGCUGGGAAAACUGGAUAUUUCAUUUUAGUUAUAUAUUUUUUAAAUUUAAAAGGUACAUUGUUCUUCCAUGAUUGACUCUUGAUUCUUUUAUUCCAUCAAAUGACAAAAUAGGUAGGAAAUUAUCCCUACCUAUUUUGGUUAUAACACAAGAGAAGUACCCUAAAAUCUUAAGUAUUAUUUCCAAACUCUAUAAUUUGAAGUGGACUUGCUCUUACAUAAACUAUAAGAAGAAAAGAAAUCAUUUCACUUUUAUUGCUAUAAAUUUUCUAAUGAAUUUAUGAUGUGACAGUAUGAAUUUUCUUGCUAUAUGCUAAUGAAAUAUUUUAUCAACUGUUAGAAAUUAAGUUUUUUGUUUUUUGGUUUUGGAUACUAGGGAUUGUAUACUCAGGGGCACUUGACCACUGAUUCACAUCCCCAGGCCUAUUUUUGUAUUUUAUUUAGAGACAGGGUCUCACUGAGUUGUUUAGCACUUUGAUUUUUGCUGAAGCGGACUUUGAACUUGCAGGCUUCUUGUCUCAGUCUUCUGAGCCAUGGGGACCUACAGGCGUGUGCCACCAUGCCCAGUGAAAUUAAGUAUUAUUAAUUGGAGAUAGAUAAUGAGUUCAUAUACUCUCAUGGUGAUAUCUGAUACCUUUUGGUACCAUUAUGAUUCUAUUCUGAAGUAGAGCAUUUCCCCAUUGCCAAGUGUUACCCAUAGUCACACCUUGUAUUUUACAGGUUUUAUGCUAUAAAUAUUUGACUUAAUAUAAAAUUAUUUUUAUGCAAGAUAAAAAACAUCUUAGUUAAUCUUAGAAUGCACAGAGAAUGAAUAACUGGGCCAAAAAUAAGUAAACAGAGCUUCUCUUUCCUUUUAAAUUUUUACUGCUAAAAUCACCAACGAAAAAAUUCACAUCAAAACCAAAUCCAAGGGCUGGGGUCCUGGCUUAGUGGUAGAGUGCUUGCCUAGCAUGUGUGAGGCACUGGGUUCGAUUCUGGCACCACAGAUAAAUAAAGGUCCAUCAACAACUAAAAAAAUCUUUAAACACAAAACAAAACAAAAAAAAACAACCCAAGGACUUUCACAGACACUGUACAGUUCAAUUUAAGUUAUAAAGUGAAGAACUUUUUAGAAAUCUUAACCUAUUUUACUUAUUUCUUUUGGUACCAGGGUUGAACCCAGGGGCAUUCAACCACUGAGCCAUAUCCCCAGCCCUUUUUUAUAAUUUAUUUAGAGACAGGGUCUUGCUGAGUUGCUUAGGGCCUCACUAAAUUACUGAUGCUGGCUAUGAACUUGUAAUCCUCCUGCCUCAGCCUCCCGAGCCACUGGGAUUAUAGGCAUGUGCCACUGUACCCACUUAUUUUAUUUUCUUGAUCAGGGUAACUAGAUACAUGAUUAAACAGUUUUAUUUUGCCACACAUUUUUAUAUUGGAUCGGUAGAGAAAAACUGAAUUUUUAAAAAUGUACAUAUAUAUUUUUUAGUUGUCGAUGUACUUUUAUUGUUUUUAUUUCUAUGUGGUGCUGAGAAUUGAACCUAGUGCCUCACACAUGCUAGGCAAGUGCUCUACCACUGAGCUACAGCCUCAGACCCUAAACUUUUUUUUUUUUUUUUUGCAGCUCUAGGGAUUCAACGCAGGCCCUGGUCCAGGCCAGGCCAGGAUUUCCUGUGCUAUGGAAACCACCCAAGACCAGGAGGGAAGCAAGAAUAAAGAGAUACACCCUGAAGGCAAUAAGAUUCAGAGUUGGAUGGAAACCAACCAAAAGGAAGCCAGCACAGAUGUGGGGAUGAUAU
Messenger RNA from Marmota monax (woodchuck), 6278 nucleotides. RefSeq names its product MAPK activated protein kinase 5 (gene Mapkapk5). Bases 182 to 1597 code for a protein of 471 amino acids. Gene Ontology annotation, molecular function: mitogen-activated protein kinase binding; ATP binding; calcium/calmodulin-dependent protein kinase activity. Gene Ontology annotation, cellular component: cytoplasm; nucleus. The transcript has 15 exons. Gene Ontology annotation, biological process: negative regulation of TOR signaling; peptidyl-serine phosphorylation; Ras protein signal transduction. The record is from RefSeq and is a predicted model, not a curated record. Lineage: Eukaryota; Metazoa; Chordata; Mammalia; Rodentia; Sciuridae.